Molecule: messenger RNA, 351 nt
Organism: Schistosoma rodhaini
Lineage: Eukaryota; Metazoa; Platyhelminthes; Trematoda; Strigeidida; Schistosomatidae
Source: the annotation of a GenBank genome assembly
AUGACAACGCUUUCAUUAAUGGUGAGAAUUGAUAACUCUUUGUCAGCUAACUGUUUCACAUGUAAUCCAUGUCCGUCACCAUUUAAUCCUGGAUCUUAUUUAAUUAGAAAUAAAACAGGCUGUAAAUGGUGUGCUAAAGUUGAACCUACCGGCUAUUCAUAUACUGUUAGAGAUUGUGUUAAUACAUGUGAAGCUAAUACUUGGUUCUAUUUGUUCAAUAAAUAUUCAUAUCAGUGCUGUACUAAAGAUUACUGUAAUAAGAGUCAAACAAAUUACCCACCUCUACAAAUGAUAACAAUAUUGAUAUUUGCUAUUUGCUUAUAUAUUAAUAAAAUGAAUUCAAAAAUGUAA